AGAAAGUUGGGGAUCGUCGGGCGGUUCUUUCUGGCGGUAAACGUUCAUCAACAUAAGAAGCUCAGAACCCGCAGGCAUGUCCACUACCUCACAGAAGCACAGGGACUUUGUAGCAGAGCCCAUGGGAGACAAGCAUGUCACGGCACUCUCUGGGAUUGGAGGGGUGCUUGGGAAGAAACUAGAAGAGCAAGGAUUUGAUAAAGCAUACAUUGUCUUGGGUCAGUUUCUUGUUCUGAGAAAAGAUGAUGAACUCUUUAUAGAAUGGUUAAAAGACACUUGUGGAGCCAAUUCCAAACAAGCCUCCUCAUGUUACACAUGUUUAAAAGAGUGGUGUGAUUCCUUCCUGUAAGAAAUGUACUGCACCCUGCUUACAGAGUACAUUUUCUGUGGCUGGGUUAACUGGAACUCUUUGAAAACCUCAACCAAUUCCAUCAGACUCUGUCAGUUGUAUGGGCUAAAUACUGGAAUGCUGUUCAACGCUUGGUUUGUUUCUUGUGAUUAAAACAUGACUUUAGUUUUUUUUUUUUUAUGAUGGA
This is a messenger RNA of Polyodon spathula (Mississippi paddlefish), 536 nucleotides long. Its product is annotated as barrier-to-autointegration factor-like. Gene Ontology annotation, molecular function: DNA binding. Lineage: Eukaryota; Metazoa; Chordata; Actinopteri; Acipenseriformes; Polyodontidae. The record is from RefSeq and is a predicted model, not a curated record. The transcript is spliced from 3 exons. Bases 77 to 349 code for a protein of 90 amino acids.